AUGAUAGCACACUACAACCACAGUGAUGCUCGAGCGCGUUACGCAUCUCUACAAGUUCGCGCGAGCUGUACAUUCGUCGUGCUUCUGCAUUCCAUGCUCGUCAGUAUCUGUGUAUUUAUAUGGGCGCAUCAGGCCGAGCGUGUCUAUAUGUGA
This is a messenger RNA of Mixia osmundae IAM 14324, 153 nucleotides long. RefSeq lists its product as uncharacterized. The record is from RefSeq and is a predicted model, not a curated record. The transcript has 2 exons. NCBI's taxonomy places the organism in Eukaryota, Fungi, Basidiomycota, Mixiomycetes, Mixiales, Mixiaceae. Bases 1 to 153 code for a protein of 50 amino acids.